Planococcus citri (citrus mealybug) is the source of this 1773-nucleotide messenger RNA. RefSeq names its product esterase E4-like. Bases 65 to 1675 code for a protein of 536 amino acids. The record is from RefSeq and is a predicted model, not a curated record. The transcript has 10 exons. Gene Ontology annotation, molecular function: serine hydrolase activity. NCBI's taxonomy places the organism in Eukaryota, Metazoa, Arthropoda, Insecta, Hemiptera, Pseudococcidae.
UGUAACGUUUUCACAUUCACUGGCUUAGUAAGUAUUAUGUGUGCAUGAAAAGCCAGCAGUGAAAAUGACUGAAAAGGUGAUAGUAUCGUUGAAGGAGGGCCAAAUUCGUGGAAUCAAACAGUCUUCUAAAUUCUCAGGAGCUGAAUUUUACUCUUUCUUUGGAAUACCGUAUGGAAAACCACCAAUCGAUAGUCUUCGAUUUAAGGAUCCACUCAAAGCGAAACCUUGGAAAGGAAUUUACGAUGCAACAGAGGAAAAAUCCGGAUGUAUACAAUUUUCAUACCUCACGUAUGAAAUUUUGGGAUCAGAAAAUUGUUUAUUUAACAAUAUUCAUACACCAAAGCUGCCAGGGAAAAACGAUACUCUUAAACCUGUAAUUAUCAAUAUUCAUCCUGGGGCAUAUACGUUUGGUUCACCACAUACAAAAGCCUUUGGAUCGCCUGAAUUCAUCAUGCACAAUGACGUCGUAUACGUUGGAAUUGCACACAGACUGAAUAUUUUAGGAUUUUUAAAUCUGGGGUUGAAAGAAUGCUCGGGUAAUCAAGGUAUCAAAGAUAUACUGUUAUCCCUUCAGUGGAUUCGAGAAAAUAUACGAUCAUUCGGAGGCGAUCCUGAUAACAUAACUUUAGUAGGAAGCAGUAGCGGAUCCGAAGUUAUUCAUGUAUUAAUGCUAGCUCCAGCAGCAAAAGGUCUGUUCCAUAAAGCUGUAUUAAUGGGUGCAUACAUUUUCAAUCCGCCAGUAUAUCACACAGAAACGAAUGAACAAUUCGCGCGUGAGAUAGCCAUGGAUCUCGAUUACGAUGGAAAUCUUCAAGAUAAUAAAAAAUUAUUACAGUUUUUAAAAAAACAACCAGCAGUCUUGUUACUAGAAGGAGCAAGAAGAUGUCAAAAGAAAUUGCACCAGAAUAUCGUCCCCACACUUCCAAUUGGUGUGUUUUCGCCAUCAAUCGAUGGAGGAAAUAUUUUACCAAAAACUCCAAGAAAAUUGAUUGAAUCAAUGGCACGAAUACCGACCAUGGUGGGAUUUUCGCAGAUAGAAUCCGCUAUUGGAUUUACUGGUGAGAUGAAACCAUUCACGGAAAAAAACUUUAAAAAUUCACUGCGUCAGAAUUGCUUUGGUUGGGGGCAUCAUAUCAGCGAUGAUGACCUUCGAUUGAUUUAUAAAGAAGUAGAAGAAUUCUACUUGGAUGGACAACCAGUUGAACAAGCAUCACAAGCUACUAAAAUGGAUAUCCAAACUGACAUAAUUUUGUCUGGUAUUUACGAUGGUGUUAUCAAUCCUAUAGCAUCCGAUCUGCCCAGUUCGGUAUUUGUUUAUAAAUUUGAAUUUCAAGGCAAUCUCCAUUCAAACGGCAUCGUUAAAAUAUUUUUGACAGGUGAUCCGGGUAAAGGUUCUUUUCAUACCAGUGACCAUUGUUAUUGGAAUCGCCUCAAUGAUCCUGGAGAUAAGGAGACUCAUCAAAUGAUUCAAACAUUUACGAAGCUAGUAACUACCUUUGCAAGAAACGGGGAUCCAAAUUUUGAAGCUAUUCAAGUGAAAUGGAAGCCAACAACGGUAGAUAACCCGUGUUAUUUCAGCAUCAAAAAUCCACUGGAAAUGGUCGAUGGCAAAUUGAAUAACGAUAGACUGAAUUUUUGGCAAAAUAUUCAAAAAAAGUUUGGCCGAGAAAAUUAGCAUGUAAUAAUUAUGUCUGCAGAAAUAUUUCUUUGUUUCUAUUAUCUGUUCCUACACAGCUCUGUAAUCAAGUCAUAAUAAAUCAAUCAAUCAAUCAA